UAGUGUUAAGAACCACAAAAUGGCAUCGUAAACUUUCCCUCCUCCUCCAAUUGCCUGCCACGCUCAAACUGCAGAGAGAAGCCUGAGCACAACCUCACCCCUCUUCUUUAAACUCACUACACAACACCGUUACCGUCGUCACUGCCACCGGUGUUUCGUUUUGGUUGUGUUCUUUCUUCUCCCUCCUCGUAAAUCUCGAAAGUUUUAGUCUUUGAUCGCAGUUUGCAGCAAAUGGAAAGUAGUGGUGCUGAAAAAAUUCCUGGGAUUAACGAGGUUGAAGCUUCUGAAACCACCAUCGAAAUCAAAAUAAAAACUCUAGACUCACAAACCUAUACUUUGAGAGUUGAUAAACAGGUACCAGUUCCUGCUUUGAAAGAACAGAUUGCCUCUGUAACUGGUGUUUUAUCUGAGCAACAACGUCUAAUAUGUCGUGGAAAAGUUCUGAAGGAUGAUCAGCUCCUCUCUGCAUAUCAUGUUGAGGAUGGUCACACCUUGCACAUGGUGGUCAGGCAACCAUUCCCAUCCUCAUCCGAUGGUGGUCAUCACCAUCCAGGUACAAGUCGCAAUCAUGGAAAUCAGGUAGCCCCUAGUGUUGUAAUUGAAACUUUCAAUGUUCCUGAUCAAGGGGAUGGGGUUCCCCCUGAAAUCAGUCAGAUUGUCUCAGCUGUUCUUGGUUCUUUUGGAUUUUCAAAUAUUGGAGGUGGUAGUAAUGGGAUUGAUGUCAGGGAACCUGCUUUGCAAAGACUUGAAAGAACAUUAGUUGGUAGUGGUAUGCUAGAUUCAACUCAGCAGCAAUAUGAACAAGCUGGCAUGAGGAUAUCAAAUAGACUGCAGAGUGCCUUUGGAAUCCCGACAGCAGUUUCUUUGGGGUCUUUGCAGCCUCCUGUAAUUCCUGAUUCAUUGACAACCUUGUCCCAAUAUCUGAGUAAUAUAAGGCGCGAAUUAGACGGAAUUGGCAGGGGAGGGAGUAACAAUUCUCAAGGAACCGCCACAGAUAGGACUGGAGAAAGAGAUUCUACUUCUGCAUCACAUUCAGGGACUGUACACGAAGGUCUUCCAACCCCUGCAUCUUUGGCAGAAGUCAUGCUGUCCACUAGACAAAUGCUCGUUGAACAAGCUGGAGAGUGCCUGCUUCAACUUGGUGGACAACUGGAGAAUCAGGCAAAUGUGACUGAUUCAUCUGUACGGAUGAGCACACAAUCUACUGCAUCGAGAACUGGAGUUCUACUUCAUAAUCUAGGUGCUUUUUUGCUUGAACUUGGUCGUACAACCAUGACUGUGCGAUUAGGUCAAAUUCCGUCUGAAGCUGUGGUUAACGCUGGUCCUGCUGUUUUCAUAUCUCCUUCUGGUCCUAACCCUCUCAUGGUUCAACCUCUUCCUUUCCAACCGGGAACAAGCUUUGGUUCCAUCCCCAUGGGGUCUGUACAGUCUGGCACUGGUUUGGUUAACGGGCGUGGUACUGGGUUUCUUCCAAGGCGUAUUGAUAUACAAAUAAGAAGAGGAUCAUCAAUGGCAACUUCUAACGCUAAUCGAGAAGAACAUGGUAAUACUCAGCAGCCUUCAGGGCAAGGUAACUCAGUUACAGCUCCUGCUACUGAAAAUCUUGGCAAUCAAAGAACUUCAAGGAUCUCGGAGGGUUCAUCUUUCACUGGAGAAUCUGGAGUACGGGUAGUGCCGAUUAGGACCAUGGUAGCAGCAGUGCCUGGUCCUUUCAGUCGGCUACCCUCAGAUUUAUCUGGUAAUCCUGUAGGGUUAUACUAUCCGGUUCUUGGAAGAUUUCAACAUUUAGCUUCUGGACAUGUAACUGGUGAACGAGGAUUUCAAGCAUCUGGUGGGCAAACUGAGCAGCCAUCCGCUCCUGAGUCUGUGGUGCAGCCACAAAACAGUGAGGAUCCUGCAAGAAAUGGAUCAUUACCAAAUUUGAACUCAAGACAACAGGAACCUUCUAGUGGACGUGGUGUGAAUAUCAGCAUUCUUUCUGCUGGUGGGACCCAAAACAACCAAGAACCUGAGCGGCAAAUCCCAAGCAGUGUUCUGCAAUUUCUGAGGAAUCUUUUUCCUGGUGGCGAAAUCCAUGUAGAAGAUGGAAGUUUACAGGGGACAGCUUCGGGUUCUAUUCCGGAGCCGGCAACCAUGUCUGCCUCAGAUCAUGCUGUUACAGCCAGUAGACAUUCAGAAGCAGAAGCAAGUGUUAGUGAUGAAGGGAUAUUUUUAUCUAACUUGCUUCACCAGAUCAUGCCUGUCAUAUCUCAACAAUCAAGUGCAGCACAAAUGGUAGCGUCUUCAGAGGGAGCAGAUACUUCUGAGCGUAGAAUGGAGCAAGAUUCUUCCACACAUGCUGAGAGUUCUAAUGUUGGGACAUCACGUCGGCCAAGUGAUUCUGAACAGUGCGCACCAAACUCCAAAAGGCAAAAGAGGGAGUGAGUAAUGAUACUAAAGAGGAUUUUAGCAGUUUGUGGAAGUAGUUAUUGAGAUUUUGAGCAGCUAUGAAUAAUGCAUUUCUUCUACCGGCGAACGGCGGCAUUCCUCGUUUGAUCAAAAUUGGUAUAUUAUGGUUUUAUUUUCCUUUUUUCACACAAGUGGAAUAUUGUGAGAUUUCAUUUAAGUGAUAGGUAAUCUGUCGGUGCAAAAUAGUAGUCAUUUGAUGUUAUAGGCUUCCAUGGCUUUGAACUUGAUUUAUCCUUCUGGAGCCCCUUAAUAUCCUGUUGAUUGCCUCCGAAGGCCGUAUGGAAAUUAAUGCAAAAUCUACAUAUGUUUGAAAUUCAA
Messenger RNA from Pistacia vera, 2766 nucleotides. RefSeq names its product ubiquitin-like domain-containing protein CIP73. NCBI's taxonomy places the organism in Eukaryota, Viridiplantae, Streptophyta, Magnoliopsida, Sapindales, Anacardiaceae. The transcript has 16 exons. Bases 232 to 2424 code for a protein of 730 amino acids. Gene Ontology annotation, molecular function: misfolded protein binding; polyubiquitin modification-dependent protein binding. Gene Ontology annotation, cellular component: BAT3 complex. The record is from RefSeq and is a predicted model, not a curated record.